CACUUUAUUCUUUCCCACCAAAUUUAUAUCAUAAGCUUACCAAAACUCCAUGCAUUCUUCCCAUACUUUUACCAUUCUAUUUCUUUUUUUUCUUAACCUUUUUCAAUAAAAAAAAUAGAAAUAAUUCUGUAAGAACAAAUUUCAUACGCUUGAAACUUUCACAGCUGUGAACUGUUUAGCUUCCAUAAGUAGAAAGGAGUAAAAAUAGAAUAUAUACCCAACUUAUCAUACAAUACAAUUAUACAAGUUGUAAUUUUCUUAUAGUAUAUAAGAUGGUUUAUCUUCAAAAGUUUUGCAACUAUAAUGAUCAUCAAGAUCAUCAUCAUAUGAUCAGAAAUGUUGAUCAAGGGUUUCAAAGUAUGAUGAUAAUGAAGGAAGAUUUAAGGUUGAUUAAGAGAGUUAAAUCUAAGCUUUUCUCUCUUCUUUGCCUUUGUUUUUUGUCUUGCAGCUUUAUUUGGGUGUCUCAGAUUUUUGGGUUUCCAUUUUCUGUCUCAUACAUACUUCAAGCAGAGAAUGUUUCGUGUAAGAAUUCUGGUUCUCCUAUUGCUUCUUCAGUUUCUAAUGGAACAUUAUAUUGUGAUCGAACCCACGUCCGAACAGACAUAUGUUACAUGAAAGGAGACAUAAGAACACAAUCUUCCUCCUCAUUAAUCUUCUUAUACAACCCAACAACUAAUCAAGAUCAUCAAGAGGAAACAAUCAAGCCUUAUACUCGAAAAUGGGAGCAUAACGUGAUGAAUCGAAUCGACGAAUUACAUCUAAUCUCAAAACCCAAACCAUUAUCUAAAUUUGAUCACAAAUGUGAGGUUUUUCAUGAUGUUCCUGGUGUGUUCUUCUCAACAGGAGGUUAUACAGGCAAUGUAUACCAUGAAUUUAAUGAUGGUAUAAUCCCUUUAUACAUAACUACUCAACAUUACAACAAACAAGUCAUUUUUGUCAUCCUAGAAUACCAUUCUUGGUGGCACACAAAAUAUGCUCAAAUACUUGCACAACUUUCUAACUAUCCUCCUAUAAAUUUCGACUCGAAUUCUAAGACACAUUGCUUUAAAGAAGCGAUUGUUGGUUUAAAGAUACACGACGAGCUCACAAUCGAUUCAUCCCUUAUGGAACGUGGCUCGAGCAAAGCUAAAAGUAUCGUAGGGUUUCAAGAACUUUUGACUCGAGCAUAUACACCAAAUAAUGAGCGUGUUACAAGUCGUCACAAACUAAGACCAAAAGGCCCAAAAAUGGUCUUAUUGUCUCGAGGUGGAACAAGAUCUAUAACAAACGAACAUGCAUUGGUAAAAUUAGGUCACAAACUCGGGUUUGAUGUACAAAUAUUGAAGCCUAAUCGAAAAACAGAAUUAGGUACUAUAUACAAAGCGAUUAGUACUAGUGAUGUUAUGGUAGGAGUUCAUGGAGCAGCCAUGACACACUUCCUAUUCCUUGAGCCUAAGCGCGUUUUGAUACAAGUUAUUCCCCUAGGGACGGAAUGGGCAUCCGAGACUUAUUAUGGUGAACCCGCGAAAAAAAUGGGAUUGAAGUACAUUGGAUACAAAAUUCAUCCUAGGGAGAGUUCAUUGUAUAGCAAGUAUGAUAAAGAUGAUCUUGUUUUGAGAGAUCCAAAUAGUGUGAAUAAUAAGGGGUGGGAGUAUACUAAGAAGGUUUAUUUAGAUGAUCAAAAAGUGACCUUAGAUCUUAAGAGAUUUAAGAAGUUGUUAGUUCAUGUUUAUGAGGAUUACUUGGAACAAUUUGAAGAUUUAAACAAACAUUAGGGUCUUAAAUUUUGAUUACUUACCCUUAAUUCAUUUUUUCUUUAAGUAAUUUGAUUUGUAAAUCCAUAUUACUAUGUAUCAUACAUUAGAAAUCUACUUGGUGCAUAAGAUUAAGGAAUUAGUUAAUGGCAUCUCCCUCAUCAUUUUUGUUAUCAUUGAAUGAUUUAUAUAUAUCUUCUUAUCAAGUAACGGAUCUUCCCAUGUCCCACCAUAAAAUAUACAUCAUAUUGAAUUCUGUAAGAAAAAAAUAUAAUUUUUUUUUUACCUAAUUAUCAGUUAGUCCUCCCACUUUUAUUAUUAUAAGAAAUUUCAUUUAGAUUUUGAGUCACAAAAGACAAUAUAUAGUAACUUAUCAUAUAUCUAAACUUGUCUUGAAU
Amaranthus tricolor (Joseph's coat) is the source of this 2131-nucleotide messenger RNA. Its product is annotated as xylan glycosyltransferase MUCI21-like. The coding region runs from base 273 to 1754 and encodes 493 amino acids. The transcript has 3 exons. The record is from RefSeq and is a predicted model, not a curated record. Gene Ontology annotation, molecular function: glycosyltransferase activity. Lineage: Eukaryota; Viridiplantae; Streptophyta; Magnoliopsida; Caryophyllales; Amaranthaceae.